AUGACGCUCGGAGUCAACCCCUUCUCGAAGAAUGACAAGCACGACCUUCCCGGAGUGAUCGUGCCUCUGUCCAGUGCCCCCGCGCAUUCGAAAACGAGCUCCGAUCCGGAAAAGAAAGUAGGCCCUGAAGACACUGACGCUGGAAGCCUCGACAGGUCGUCCUCUGCAGAGAACGGCGUGGGCUCUAUUCACAGCCACCGGCAAAACCAGGAUGACCAUCUUACUUUAGAGAUUCUGCGUGCUGAGGUGGAGAAUGAUUUGGUUGCCUCUGGCCAGGACUCUGCCUAUGAUCGCAAAGCAAAAGUAAUCAACAGGGCCAUCCAAGAUAUUGGUAUGGGCCGCUACCAGUGGGAGUUGUUUUGUCUCUGUGGUUUCGGUUGGCUCGCGGACAAUCUUUGGCUACAGGGUGUUGCGCUGACGCUGCCACAAUUGUCCUUGGAAUUUGGCGUGGACGAUACUCGAGUCCGGUUCACGACCUGUGCUUUGUUCCUGGGUCUCUGCCUGGGCGCAUGCUUUUGGGGUAUUGCUUCGGAUGUCAUCGGCCGUCGUCCAGCAUUCAACUUCACCCUCAUGAUAACCGGCGCAUUCGGUCUUGCCGCUGGUGGUGGACCGAACUGGGUUGGUACUUGUGCGCUGUACGCCUGCUUGGGUCUUGGAGUUGGUGGAAAUUUGCCCGUUGAUGGUGCUCUUUUUCUCGAAUUCUUGCCCUUCGCCUCUGGAAAUCUUCUGACCAUGCUGAGUGUGUGGUGGCCAGUGGGUAACCUCAUCUCUAGUCUUCUGGCCUGGGCUUUCAUUCCGAACUACACCUGUUCCGGAGACGGACCCUGCAGGAAGGAGGACAACAUGGGCUGGAGGUAUCUAGUUUUGACACUGGGCGCUAUUACCUUUGUCAUGUUCCUGUGCCGCUUCUUCCUCUUCCAUCUAUACGAGUCGCCCAAGUUCCUGCUUUCACGCGGGCGCCAGGAGGAUGCCGUUGCUGCAGUCCAAGGUAUCGCCUACAAGAACCGCACUACAACUUGGCUCACCGUUGAUAUCCUCAAUGAGAUUGGCGGCCACCCAGAAGAGCAAACUCAGGAGAAACUCAGUAACAAGGAGAUUAUCCAGAGACACAUGUCUAAGUUCUCUCUAGAACGCAUCAGGGGUCUCUUUGCUACCAAGAAGCUCGGAGUUACCACCAUAAUCCUCUGGUUCUGCUGGGCCACUAUCGGAAUGGGCUACCCUCUCUUCAACGCCUUUCUCCCGCAAUACUUACAAAGAGCCGGCGGUGGAGAAAGCCAGUCUACUGACAUCGUCUACCGCAACUACGCCAUCACCUCCAUCGUCGGUCUCCCUGGGUCCGUACUUGCCUGCUUCACCGUUGACAUCAAGUACAUCGGCCGCAAAGGCACAAUGAUUGCUGGCACUCUGGUUACUGGUGUUCUCCUAUUCUGCUUCACCGCGUCCACAGAUCCCGACAUCCAGCUCCUCUGCUCCUCUCUCGAGGCGUUCUUCCAGAACAUCAUGUAUGGUGUCCUUUACGCCUACACGCCCGAGGUGUUCCCCGCUCCGAACCGCGGUACCGGCAGUGGAAUCUCCAGCUGUCUGAACCGAAUUGCUGGGCUGUGUGCUCCGCUCGUGGCGAUUUACGGCGCAGGCUCGAACCCAGACGCACCGAUAUAUGCCUCUGGUGCGCUGAUCCUUGCUGCGUUUGUGGCUAUGAUCUUCCUUCCCAUUGAAACAAGGGGCAGGCAGACGCUGUGA
Aspergillus mulundensis is the source of this 1740-nucleotide messenger RNA. RefSeq names its product putative sugar transporter. The record is from RefSeq and is a predicted model, not a curated record. Gene Ontology annotation, biological process: transmembrane transport. Gene Ontology annotation, molecular function: transmembrane transporter activity. The transcript is spliced from 6 exons. Bases 1 to 1740 code for a protein of 579 amino acids. Lineage: Eukaryota; Fungi; Ascomycota; Eurotiomycetes; Eurotiales; Aspergillaceae.